ACGCUUUCAAAUAGCAUGACGCAACAUACCCUAGUAGUCCUCCGAAAUCACGUGACUUGGUCGGUUGACUCGAUCCCAUCAUCAGUAACGUACCCUGGAUCACUGCUGUCAUUGAGUUUGGAUACGGUCAGAAAAGGCAUCAAUAUGCGGAUUUCCACAUCCUUUUUGUGUGUUUUAUUAGUCGUGGGCGGUGUGUUGGGUGUUGAGGAAAAAAAAGUGACAGUGAUGAAGGGAGAUACUGUCACUCUAAAUCCUGAUGAUGCUGAAAUAAAGACAGGUGAUACGAUACUGUGGAAGUUUGAAGGGUCUAUCAUAGGAAGAAGGAAAUCAGAUGGAAACGUCUCUACAGAUGUUGAUGGGAGAUUCAAAGAGAAACUGCUACUGGACAAACUAACUGGAUCUCUGACCAUCACAGACCUCACAACUGAUUACACUGGACUUUAUCAACUAGAGAUCAGGAGCACAACUGAGAUAUUCAAAAAUUACAAAGUCACUGUCAAUGAUGGAAUGAAGACAGUGUCAGUGAAGAAGGGAGACUCUGUCACUCUUGAUACUGGUCUUUUUGAAAUAAAGGGAUAUGAUCUGAUAUUGUGGAUGUCUAAAGGCCAUGUCAUUGCUGAAAUAAACAGAAAUACCAAUCAGGUUAUAUUCAGUCCUGAAGAGAAAUUUAAUGGCAGACUACAGCGAGAGCAUCAAACUGGAUCUCUAACCAUCCAUGACUCCAGAAUCACAGACUCUGGAGAUUAUCAUCUAAACAUGAGCUGCAGCACAUUCACCUUACAGAGGACCAUCAGAGUUACUGUCACUAAUGGUUCUGUCACUGGGCUUUCAGUUACAGGAAUUGUGUUGAUCGUGGUGGUUGUGAUUGUGGUCCUGAUCAUUAUUGGUUUCCUGGUCAUGAAAAUCAAGAAGAAGAUCAAGAAGCGGGGAGCCAUACCAAAUCCUUCUUCUACAGAGUUGCUAGAGAGUGAACUGAUGAGGGACUGAUUGAUCUAAAUCAACCUUUAAAGUAGAAGACUUUAAACAGCAGUAGAGUCACUCAGACAUUAUAAACAUUACCGGAGAUUGAAGUGAGUCCAUGUGUGCUUUUCAGAAGUUAUAACUUUUCAUUUGAUUCGGCAUAAAUAAACAUGCUUUCGCUGAAGUAUCAGUUUGCACUGAAGCUGAUGAUAAUGUUUUCAUGUUUUAAGAGACAGUUUGACUGAUUUAGUGUACACUGAUAAAAAAUGUUUUGUGGUGAAGUACACUGUAAAAAAGAAUUUGAGUCACCUAAAAAUACUUUGUUACCCCGCUGCCUAAUUUUUUUUUUUUUUUUUUUAU
Carassius auratus (goldfish) is the source of this 1320-nucleotide messenger RNA. RefSeq lists its product as uncharacterized. The record is from RefSeq and is a predicted model, not a curated record. The coding region runs from base 16 to 987 and encodes 323 amino acids. NCBI's taxonomy places the organism in Eukaryota, Metazoa, Chordata, Actinopteri, Cypriniformes, Cyprinidae. The transcript has 6 exons.